AAAAAAUCACCCAAAAAGAAAAUGCCAAACUCACUUUUAAAGUUGAAACUUAGAGAUACUCGCUGACAUAAAAACAUUAUUCGACUUGGUUUUCUGCAUUUUUAAACAAACGCAGGAACGUAAAAUGCAAGUAUUAGUGCGUAAGUAUGAUCAUAGAUUUUUAAGCAGCUCAGGACUUGAAGACACUGGAUCCAUCCACAGACCACAAUGGCUACCCACUACGGAUUCAUCUUCUUCCUCUGCAGUACUCUUCCAUUCUUCUUCAUCAUCUUAUUCUUCUCUGAUCCCGUUACUGCAAAAUCAAUCGUUGAAUUCCCAUGUAAUCCACCUCACUACAACUCGUACCCAUUCUGCAACACCUCACUCCCCAAAGCAGCCAGAGCCCGAUCCCUCAUCUCCCUCCUAACCCUCCAUGAAAAGAUCCAGCAGCUCUGCAAUAAUGCCUCCGCGGUUCCCCGCCUCGGCAUCCCCGCCUACGAGUGGUGGUCGGAGUCCCUCCAUGGCGUCGCCACCAACGGCCCCGGCGUCUCCUUCAACGGCGCUGUCUCGGCAGCCACCGGCUUCCCGCAAGUCCUGCUCGCCGUCGCCGCCUUCAAUCGAACCCUCUGGCACUCGAUUGCGUCCGCGAUUGCCAUCGAGGCCCGAGCGAUGUUCAAUCUCGGGCAAGCUGGGUUGACGUUUUGGGCGCCGACGAUUAAUCUUUUCAGAGAUCCCAGAUGGGGCAGAGGCCAAGAGACUCCCGGCGAAGACCCCAUUGUUGCUUCUGCUUAUGCGGUGGAGUUCGUGAGGGGGUUUCAGGGCGGCGGUGUCGAAAAUGGGUAUGGGGGGAAGAGGAUUUUGAAAGGAGUUGGUGAGGAUAACGAUGAUGAUGGUGGUAAGCUUAUGCUUUCUGCUUGUUGCAAGCAUUUCACGGCUUAUGACUUGGAGAUGUGGGGGAGCUUCAGCAGAUACAACUUCAACGCAGUGGUUACGAAGCAGGAUUUGGAGGAUAUGUAUCAGCCACCCUUUCGGAGUUGUAUCCAGCAGGGUAAAGCCAGUUGCUUGAUGUGUUCUUACAAUGCAGUAAAUGGUGUUCCUGCGUGUGCGCGGCAGGAUAUGUUAGAGAUGACUCGAACUGAGUGGGGAUUCAAAGGAUAUAUUACUUCAGACUGUGAUGCUGUGGCAACAAUUUAUGAAUAUCAAAAAUUUGUAAAAACCCCAGAAGAUGCAGUUUCCGAUGCUCUUAAAGCAGGAAUGGAUAUUAACUGUGGAACCUAUUUGCUUCGAAACACUCAGUCUGCAAUUGAAAAGGGGAAGGUUCUGGAGGAAGACAUAGAUAGAGCUCUUUUCAAUCUUUUCUUGGUCCAACUCCGGCUUGGGAUUUUUGAUGGAGACCCCAGAAAUGGGCAGUUUGGAGAGCUAGGACCAGAAAACGUCUGCACUUCAGAGCACAGGAGUUUGGCACUUGAAGCGGCAAAGCAGGGCAUUGUGCUCUUGAAGAAUGACAACAAGUUCCUGCCUUUGAAAAAGAAUGGUGUUUCUUCAUUAGCUAUUAUUGGUCCAAUAGCAAACGAUGCGAUAAAACUAGGAGGUGGCUAUACAGGAGUUCCUUGCAAGCCUAACAGCCUUUUUGAAGCACUUCAAGAUUAUGUAAAGGAAACAUAUUAUGCAGCUGGUUGUAGUGAUGUACCUUGUGUUUCUGAUGCUGGUUUUGAUGAGGCCAUUUUUAUCGCCAAAAAAGCUGAUAUUGCCAUUCUAGUUGUUGGGCUGGAUUUGUCCCAAGAAACUGAAGACCGUGAUCGGUACAGUCUUCUCUUACCUGGUAGACAGAUGGCCCUUGUAUCAUCUAUUGCUUCCACAAGUAAAAAACCAUUGGUUCUAGUUCUUACUGGUGGUGGACCCCUUGACAUAUCAUUUGCAAAACAUGACCCACGAAUUAUGAGCAUUCUUUGGAUUGGAUACCCUGGGGAGGCUGGUGGGAAAGCACUUGCAGAAAUCAUAUUUGGGGAUUUCAAUCCAGGAGGAAGAUUGCCCAUUACAUGGUAUCCCGAAUCAUUCACCGAUGUACCCAUGACUGAUAUGAACAUGAGGCCUGAUCCUUCACGUGGUUAUCCUGGAAGAACUUACCGAUUUUACACUGGAGAUAGAGUAUAUGACUUUGGACAUGGCUUGAGCUAUAGUAAUUUCACCUACAAGCUCCUAUCAGCACCAACCAGAAUAAGUUUACUAGGAUUUAUCAAGGCUGGUUCCCACGAGGAGCAAUUACACCAGAGAGGAGAUGGGGUUGAUUAUAUUUUCAUUGAUGUAGUGGAAUCCUGUGCUUCGUUGGCAUUCAAUGUUCUGAUCUCUGUUACAAAUAUUGGAGAAAUGGAUGGAAGCCAUGUUGUGAUGUUAUUUUCUAGACUUCCAAAGAUGUUAAGUGGUGCUCCAAAGAAACAGCUGAUUGGAUUUAGCCGUGUGUAUGCUAGUUCUUAUAAAUCUACUGAAACAAGCAUCUUGGUGGAUACUUGUGAACAUCUUACACUUGCAAAUGAGCAUGGAAAAAGGAUAUUGCCCUUGGGUGAUCAUGUUCUAGUGUUAGAAGAUCUACAAUUUUCUGUUUCGAUUGAAAUUUAAUUGUGUUAUAAGCAUUGUUGUUGUUGUUCAUUGAGACAUGCAUAUUAUUUGAAAGGGGAUUUAAUGUUUAUUGACACUGUUGAAGGACAAAUAAUUUGACCCUGUUGAGUUCCUCGGUUUGGGGAGUUUCUAGAAUGAAAUAUUGUUAAACUGAA
This is a messenger RNA of Malania oleifera, 2750 nucleotides long. RefSeq names its product probable beta-D-xylosidase 6. Gene Ontology annotation, molecular function: alpha-L-arabinofuranosidase activity; xylan 1,4-beta-xylosidase activity. Gene Ontology annotation, cellular component: plant-type cell wall. The record is from RefSeq and is a predicted model, not a curated record. The transcript is spliced from 6 exons. Lineage: Eukaryota; Viridiplantae; Streptophyta; Magnoliopsida; Santalales; Ximeniaceae. Gene Ontology annotation, biological process: arabinan catabolic process; xylan catabolic process. The coding region runs from base 208 to 2595 and encodes 795 amino acids.